Hipposideros armiger (great roundleaf bat) is the source of this 9140-nucleotide messenger RNA. It is a transcript of the gene NRXN1, whose product is annotated as neurexin 1. Lineage: Eukaryota; Metazoa; Chordata; Mammalia; Chiroptera; Hipposideridae. The record is from RefSeq and is a predicted model, not a curated record. The transcript is spliced from 24 exons. The coding region runs from base 1445 to 6016 and encodes 1523 amino acids.
CUCGCUCGCUCGCUCGCUCACUCUCUUUUUUCUCUCUCAGGGUGGGUGGUGACAAAUUAGAAGCGCUUGCGGAAGGUCUCCGCCCCCCGGAUCGGGCUUCCCCUGCAAGGGGAUGAAGCAAAGGUAGAAACACCUUGCUCCGCAGCAUCCUGACCUGGAGCUGGAGGGGCUGCGCCCGCAGGCCAACCCCACCAGUAUCCCACCCUGAGGCCCGCCCGCCGCUCUCCAUGGUACUGCGGAGAGCUCAGCUCCGCCCUUCUCUUUCAGAAGGACAGCACCCCGCGUCACGUAACCCAGCCUUCUCGGGCUCCACCGUCGCCUCCUCCUUCCAAGCCCUUUUCCUCUCCUGCUCCUCCUUCUGCUCCCCUCCGUUGCCUGUUCUUCCCUCCCGCACUCCUGGAGAUAGACGCUCAAGCCUGACGCCUCUGAAAAGGCAGCGGCAGUCGCCUUAUCCACAGCCCUCAGGAAAUUUGCUUUGACCGACGCAUGCUUCAGUCUCUGGCUCGAGCUAAGGGGAAUAACCGGGCAGAUUUCUGGGUCCUUAUUUAAAGAAAGAAAACCGAAAUGCAUCACCAACCCACAACCCUUUGAUAUGCUGGCAUGUUAGCCUGGCCUUGCAGAGGUGGAGAAAAAUAAAGAGUAGCUGUUAUGAUUCCCACAUCUAACAGCUGCUGGCUCUUUCACAGCUUCUGGGUUUGAACCCCACCUCUGGGGAGGGAAAAAGAAAAGUGCACUCCAGCCCGUGAGGCCAUGCACAAGGAGUUCUGCUUUGGCUACAGUGAUGCUAAAGUCCAUGAUAUGACAGAAGAAGCAGGCCUUUGAAACUACUCUGGGGGUGACAAGUGGUGCCCUCAAGAGGCAAGGAGCCCUUUUCUCCCUUCUGCUUGGGACACUACAUCUGGAGGAGAAACCCUUGCAUUCACAAGCUUCCAAGGAUUCUGGUUCAUUGCUGGUUCCUUGUACUUCCCUGAGAAGUGUCGACUUCCUACCUGACUCUUAACUGAUUUCCUGUUGCUUGGUACCAGUGAUGCUACCUGGCAGAUGAUGAUAUUUGAGGAGUGCAACAUCUGUUGACACCACCAAUGCCCUUCAACUAGUUCCUCGGACUCCAAUGGAUGAGUGCUUUACCCUGACCUUCUGUUGACGCCUUUUCCAGAACGUUGCCUCCAAAGUGUAUCCUCCCUUUGGUCUGGACGUUCUGUGGCUGCCCAGCACCACUGGGGUCUGCGUGUGCCAGCUGGGAGGAGACUAUAGGGAGAGAGGGAGGGGUUGCUGGAAGAAGAAGAAGAAAAAAAGAGCUAGAUAAAGGAGGGUGCCUCCCUCCCACCGCUGCCCACCCCCCUUACCCUCCUUACUCUCGGACCCUUAUUUCGGCAUCACGGUGUCCAGGACCAUUUUGACCCUGUCGGCCCCGGCACCCCCCCGCCGCACCCCAGCCCCGAGCAUGGGGACGGCGCUUCUCCAGCGCGGGGGCUGCUUUCUCCUGUGCCUCUCGCUGCUGCUCCUGGGCUGCUGGGCCGAGCUGGGCAGCGGGCUGGAGUUCCCGGGCGCGGAGGGCCAGUGGACGCGGUUCCCCAAGUGGAACGCCUGCUGCGAGAGCGAAAUGAGCUUCCAGCUGAAGACGCGCAGCGCCCGCGGCCUCGUGCUCUACUUCGACGACGAGGGCUUCUGCGACUUCCUGGAGCUCAUCCUGACCCGGGGCGGCCGCCUGCAGCUCAGCUUCUCCAUCUUCUGCGCCGAGCCGGCCACGCUGCUGGCGGACACGCCGGUCAACGACGGCGCGUGGCACAACGUGCGCAUCCGCCGGCAGUUCCGCAACACCACGCUCUUCAUCGACCAGGUGGAGGCCAAGUGGGUGGAGGUCAAGUCCAAGCGGAGGGACAUGACGGUGUUCAGCGGCCUCUUCGUCGGGGGGCUGCCCCCCGAACUGCGCGCCGCGGCGCUCAAGCUCACGCUGGCCUCGGUGAGGGAGCGAGAGCCCUUCAAAGGGUGGAUCCGGGACGUGAGGGUCAACGCCUCCCAGGCCCUGCCCGUGGACAGCGGCGAGGUGAAGCUGGACGACGAGCCGCCCAACAGCGGCGGCGGCAGCCCGUGCGAGGCGGGCGAGGAGGGCGAGGGCGGCGUGUGCCUCAACGGAGGCGUGUGCUCCGUGGUGGAUGACCAGGCCGUGUGCGACUGCUCACGAACCGGCUUCCGCGGCAAGGACUGCAGCCAAGAAGACAACAAUGUGGAAGGUCUGGCGCACCUGAUGAUGGGCGACCAAGGUAAAAGUAAAGGAAAAGAAGAGUAUAUUGCCACUUUCAAGGGAUCUGAAUACUUCUGCUACGACUUGUCUCAAAACCCCAUUCAGAGCAGCAGCGAUGAAAUAACUCUGUCCUUUAAAACCCUUCAGAGGAAUGGACUGAUGCUUCACACCGGGAAAUCGGCUGAUUAUGUCAAUCUGGCCCUGAAAAAUGGAGCUGUCUCUCUGGUCAUUAAUUUGGGAUCAGGGGCCUUUGAAGCACUAGUGGAGCCCGUGAAUGGAAAGUUUAAUGAUAAUGCCUGGCAUGAUGUGAAAGUCACCAGGAAUCUGCGUCAGCACUCAGGCAUUGGACACGCUAUGGUAAACAAACUACAUUGUUCGGUGACAAUAUCAGUGGAUGGGAUUCUUACCACAACGGGCUACACGCAAGAAGAUUACACCAUGCUGGGGUCUGAUGACUUUUUCUAUGUUGGAGGCAGUCCCAGCACAGCAGACCUUCCAGGGUCACCAGUCAGUAACAACUUUAUGGGCUGUCUCAAAGAGGUCGUGUAUAAAAAUAAUGAUGUAAGGCUGGAGUUAUCUCGACUUGCCAAGCAAGGAGACCCUAAGAUGAAAAUCCAUGGAGUAGUGGCAUUUAAAUGUGAGAACGUUGCAACUUUGGACCCAAUCACCUUUGAAACCCCAGAGUCUUUCAUCUCUUUGCCUAAGUGGAAUGCAAAGAAAACAGGCUCCAUAUCAUUUGACUUCCGCACAACAGAGCCAAAUGGCCUCAUCUUAUUUAGCCACGGCAAGCCACGGCACCAAAAAGAUGCUAAGCACCCACAGAUGAUAAAGGUUGACUUCUUUGCUAUUGAGAUGCUAGAUGGCCAUCUCUACCUCCUCCUGGACAUGGGAUCAGGUACAAUAAAAAUCAGAGCUCUGCAGAAGAAGGUGAACGAUGGAGAAUGGUAUCAUGUGGACUUCCAGAGAGAUGGACGGUCAGGUACCAUUUCUGUCAACACGCUGCGCACACCCUACACUGCUCCUGGUGAGAGUGAGAUUCUGGACCUGGACGAUGAGUUGUACCUGGGGGGCUUGCCAGAGAAUAAAGCCGGCCUCGUCUUCCCCACCGAGGUGUGGACUGCCUUGCUCAACUACGGCUACGUGGGCUGCAUCAGAGAUUUGUUCAUCGAUGGCCAGAGCAAAGAUAUCCGGCAAAUGGCUGAAGUUCAAAGUACUGCUGGAGUCAAGCCCUCCUGCUCAAGGGAAACAGCAAAACCGUGCCUUAGCAACCCUUGCAAAAACAAUGGCAUGUGCAGGGAUGGGUGGAACAGAUAUGUCUGUGAUUGUUCUGGAACAGGCCAUCUUGGCAGGUCCUGCGAGAGAGAGGCAACGGUUCUGAGCUAUGAUGGGAGUAUGUUUAUGAAGAUCCAGCUCCCUGUGGUGAUGCACACAGAAGCCGAGGACGUGUCCUUACGGUUCCGAUCCCAGCGUGCCUAUGGUAUUCUCAUGGCAACCACCUCUAGAGACUCAGCAGACACCCUGCGCCUGGAGCUGGACGCAGGGCGUGUGAAACUGACGGUCAAUCUAGAUUGUAUCAGGAUUAACUGUAAUUCCAGCAAAGGUCCCGAGACCCUUUUUGCUGGCUAUAACCUCAACGAUAACGAAUGGCACACAGUGCGUGUGGUUCGGCGAGGAAAAAGCUUAAAGUUAACGGUGGAUGACCAACAGGCCAUGACAGGGCAAAUGGCGGGUGAUCACACGAGGCUGGAGUUUCAUAACAUAGAGACUGGCAUCAUCACAGAGCGACGGUAUCUGUCUUCUGUCCCCUCCAACUUCAUCGGACACCUUCAGAGCCUGACAUUUAAUGGAAUGGCAUACAUCGACUUGUGUAAAAAUGGCGACAUAGAUUACUGUGAGCUCAAUGCCAGAUUUGGCUUCAGGAACAUCAUAGCAGACCCCGUCACCUUCAAGACCAAAUCGAGCUAUGUUGCCUUAGCUACAUUGCAAGCCUACACAUCUAUGCAUCUUUUUUUCCAGUUUAAGACCACAUCCCUAGAUGGACUAAUUCUGUAUAACAGCGGGGAUGGAAAUGACUUUAUUGUGGUUGAAUUAGUUAAAGGGUACUUACAUUACGUGUUUGAUUUGGGAAAUGGUGCUAACCUCAUCAAAGGGAGCUCAAAUAAACCUCUCAAUGACAAUCAGUGGCACAAUGUGAUGAUAUCAAGGGACACCAGCAAUCUCCACACUGUAAAGAUAGACACGAAAAUCACAACACAAAUCACCGCGGGAGCCAGGAACUUGGACCUCAAGAGUGACUUGUAUAUAGGAGGAGUGGCGAAAGAAACGUACAAAUCCUUGCCAAAACUCGUCCAUGCCAAGGAGGGCUUUCAAGGCUGCUUGGCAUCAGUGGAUUUAAAUGGACGGCUUCCAGACCUCAUCUCAGAUGCUCUUUUCUGCAAUGGACAGAUUGAGAGAGGAUGUGAAGUUGCAUUGAUGAAAGCUGACUUGCAAGGGCCCAGCACAACCUGCCAGGAGGACUCGUGUUCCAAUCAAGGUGUGUGCCUGCAGCAAUGGGAUGGCUUCAGCUGUGACUGCAGCAUGACUUCUUUCAGUGGGCCGCUCUGCAAUGACCCUGGGACAACGUAUAUCUUUAGCAAAGGUGGUGGACAAAUCACGUAUAAGUGGCCUCCUAAUGAUCGGCCAAGUACACGAGCAGACAGACUGGCCAUAGGGUUUAGCACUGUUCAGAAAGAAGCUGUUUUGGUGCGCGUGGACAGUUCUUCUGGCCUGGGGGACUACCUGGAGCUGCAUAUACACCAAGGAAAAAUUGGAGUUAAAUUUAAUGUUGGGACAGAUGACAUCGCCAUUGAAGAGUCCAAUGCAAUCAUUAACGAUGGGAAAUAUCAUGUAGUCCGUUUCACGAGGAGUGGUGGCAAUGCCACGUUACAGGUGGACAGCUGGCCCGUGAUAGAGCGCUACCCUGCAGGAAACAAUGAUAACGAGCGCCUGGCGAUUGCUAGACAGCGAAUUCCAUAUCGACUUGGUCGAGUAGUUGAUGAAUGGCUACUCGACAAAGGGCGUCAGCUCACAAUCUUCAAUAGCCAAGCAACCAUAAUAAUUGGCGGGAAAGAGCAGGGCCAGCCCUUCCAGGGCCAGCUCUCUGGGCUUUACUACAAUGGCUUGAAAGUUCUGAAUAUGGCAGCCGAAAAUGAUGCCAACAUCGCCAUAGUGGGAAAUGUGAGACUGGUUGGUGAAGUGCCUUCCUCUAUGACAACUGAGUCGACAGCCACUGCCAUGCAGUCAGAGAUGUCCACGUCAAUUAUGGAGACCACAACGACCCUGGCAACUAGCACAGCCAGAAGAGGAAAGCCCCCUACGAAAGAACCCAUUAGCCAGACCACAGAUGACAUCCUAGUGGCCUCAGCAGAGUGUCCCAGCGAUGACGAGGACAUCGACCCCUGUGAGCCGAGCUCAGGUGGGUUAGCUAACCCAACCCGAGCAGGCGGGAGAGAGCCAUACCCAGGCUCAGCGGAAGUGAUUCGGGAGUCGAGCAGCACCACGGGCAUGGUGGUGGGGAUAGUAGCCGCUGCCGCUCUGUGCAUCCUCAUCCUUCUCUACGCCAUGUACAAGUACAGGAACCGGGAUGAAGGCUCAUACCACGUCGACGAGAGUCGAAACUACAUCAGUAACUCAGCACAGUCCAAUGGGGCUGUUGUAAAGGAGAAGCAACCCAGCAGUGCGAAAAGCGCCAACAAAAAUAAGAAAAACAAGGAUAAAGAGUAUUACGUCUGAUCCCGAGAUCUUAAAAGGACCCUUGUAUAGAAAUAGUCUUCAUUUUAUCUGAGACAUAAUAUAAACUUAUUUACUUUCCUUUUUACGAAGCACAUACAAAAAGAAGACAGGGAAUGCAAUCAGGAAGGAAAGACUGUUUUUAAAAAUUAAAAACAAGUAUCUCAUGCUCUUGUUUCUCCAAAAAAGAGGAAAAAAAAAAAAAAAGAAUGGGGCCAAUAAAUUCGCUAACAUCCACAGUGUUUCCAUUUACUCUGCCUGUCUUUAUGUUGCUGGAACAUUUCUAAAGGACAGUGAUGACCGCACGCAUUCAUAAAGCAAAGGAGUAUUAAAACAUCGAGGCACGACACAAAAACAACACACCACACACACACACAAAAGCUACCUAUGAUCCUGGAUUUAGCCAAAGUGCUAGCUCUUUCCUGAGAAGUCAGUUAGUCCCUUUGCCAGAGAAGACUGUCAUUCUGAGUGACUCAACCUGCAAACCUGUAAGCAGAGCCUGCCACCUGGUGCAACGGGAGCAGUGGUCGGAACUUGCAUUUGAAACCAAGUGCUGGCUUUUUUGAAGACUUGUGUAGGAACACAUUCAAAAAGCCCCUUUCUGGUUGUGAAGGAGAAGAAAAAAGGAUGGAGGCCUUAUUUUCAACAAUGUGAAAUAGAAGGCCCAUUUCCACACUAAAAUUUCAAAACAAAAACAAGAGGGCAUAGAUGCAAUCACUGGAAAAUUUUCAUGCACGCUUAAUAUGUUAUUACAUAUGUUUAUAUAAAAUCCAUCUCUGUGUGCUUUCUGGACUGUGGUAAGUGACGUUUUAUAGCCUGUUGUAUAGAAAAUGCAAAAUAUAUCUCUGCUCUUCAGCCAUUUUUGGUAAAUUCAAUGUUAUAAGUGUUGCUAAGUAUAGGGGGUUUUAUGACAUUGGAGCAACAAUUAUUUCAGGGUUAUUUUUUCUUUGGAUUUUUUUUUUUUUGCCACCAUUAUUAGUUGCCACAAUUACUUACUUUUUUUAAAAUAAAAUUACAAUGUAGUGUUUAUUCUAAGAAAGAACUGUAUGAAUGUAUAUAAAAAGACUCAGCUACUUUUUUUUCCUUCCAUGUACAGCCUUCAUUCUGUUGCAAUUAAUUUUUAGUUUUUGAAGGUGUGAAUUAGAAGGUAAAAUAUACACACAUGUAUCUUAUAAUCUUUUUUCCGCCCCAAAAUACGCACAUACAUUCACUAUUCACAAUUAGAAAUACACGCACACGCACGCGCGCGCGCGCGCGCGCACACACACACACACACACACACACACACACACACACACACACACUAAUCCAGAGGAAUCCAUCAAAAGGAUGGAAAACCCAAACAUACAUAAAUAGCAAAUAUUUACUGACAAAUUGGAAAGCAAGAAGGAAGAUAGUUGUGCUAAGGUAUUGAUGACAAAUGGGGUGAUUUGCUUCAUUGAGAUCAUGCUCCCAAGAAACUCCGAGAAAAAUUUAGUCCCUAAUGAAAUGGAACCUUUUUUUCUUAUCAAAUAGAAUAUCAAUGGUAUUUUGUUGCAUGAACAUGAACCAUUAUGUGGGGGAGGUUACAGAAGCAAAAUCGGUUGAUCUAUACGUUAACCCUGGCUGCUGCAAUUGAAAACUUCAUUUCCAAUAAAAUUAUUUUUUUCUCUGAACUUGAUGUGCAUGAUAAACAUUUUGGAAAGUAAACACUUUCUCAACUAAGGAAGUAUUUUCAAUAAUUUUUGAUUCUGUAUUACUAUCCACUUAAAAAUUUUCUCUGUUGAUUGUUGACUAUAUUUUAACUUUUCUAGUUUUACAUAUAUCUCAUUAUAGUUUUAGUUUAACACACAUUAAGCAGUAGGAAAGUAUAAAUUAUACACUUGUUUUUGCAUAUUGUUUCAAUGAUGUUUAUAGCAAUAAAUUAUCAGCAUGAGAAAGUAAUUGCAAAAGAAAUGCAUUAUUAGAAUGGAAGGUGAUGCCUCAGUAAAAAUUGGUUGCAUUACUUUAACAUCUAAAAUUAUAGAUUUUAUAGAAGAAUACCUUUACAAUUAGCUUUAAUCAGCAAAGGCAAAAAAAUGCAAAACAUCUUUUGUAAUACUUUAGUUGAUGAAAAAAAGCCAAGAAGUGGCCUGGAUUUCAGACAUACAACACCUUAGAAACAUGUACAACUCAUAGCAAAUCACCACUAUCUAUGGUUGUCAAGUAAUUGUUGUAUAGAAAAGCCUUAAAGGCUUUUCGUGACCCAGAAAGUAGAGGUAUCAAACUAAAAUUUAACAUCCAUUACUUUUGUUUCAGCUUUUUUCUUUCUUUCUUUUUUUUUUUUUAAUUUGCUAGGUUAAAAAAGUCAUGUCUUAUUUUCCCCUCUCAUUCAGUCUUACUCAGGGAAAGCCAGUGAACUAAGAAGGUAGAUUAAAACCACUCAUUUACAUCUUGAGGUUUUAAAAAGAAAUGGUUGCUUUUCCAUUUGAUCUACUGAGCUUGAACUAGUUUCCAUCUGGAAAGAUUCUAAAAUAUGAUAGAAAAUAAAUAAUGUAUUUUUAAGCAGUAUAUCUAUGAAGUGUGUUGUUUGGGAUUGAUUGCAAUGUUUCUUUCCAACAUAAAUUUUAAAAUUUCAUGCAAUGAUAUAAUCUAAUAUUGUCAGUAAAACUAUUUCUAAUGUUAUUGGCCUACACAAAAUCUAGCAAUUUUUUUUUCUUUUUUUCUUCUUUCUUUUAAAGUAGAGAAAGAAAAGAGAGGAACAUGAGCUAGGGAGAGAAAAAGAUGUGACUAAAAAUCCAAGUAUCUUCAUACCAAAAGUAUCAGGGUUCCACGCAUAGUUUGCAGUUAAUAAAGGAUUUCACACUACCUGGCAUAAAUCUGAUUACAUCUCUAGACUGUAACUUUUCUGAUUGAGUCUGCUUCUUUUUUAUCCAUGUAAUGUGUUGCCUUUUUUAAAAAACAAAUACUAUGAUAAUGUAUGAGGUGGUCAAUCCCUAAGACAUCAAAGAAAGGCCACACAACCCUCCCCUUUUAGUGCUCUGUGUGACUGGGUAUCUAAGGGUUUUGUUUUGUUUUGUUUUUCUGUUGCAAGGCCAAUUUAUCCAUUAUUGGAAAUGCUAAGCAAGUGGAAUUUACUGUUUUGUUAAUAAAAUAUUUCUUAAUACAA